Solanum stenotomum is the source of this 1029-nucleotide messenger RNA. Its product is annotated as cytochrome P450 CYP72A219-like. NCBI's taxonomy places the organism in Eukaryota, Viridiplantae, Streptophyta, Magnoliopsida, Solanales, Solanaceae. The record is from RefSeq and is a predicted model, not a curated record. Bases 1 to 1029 code for a protein of 342 amino acids. Gene Ontology annotation, molecular function: heme binding; iron ion binding; oxidoreductase activity, acting on paired donors, with incorporation or reduction of molecular oxygen. The transcript is spliced from 3 exons.
AUGGUGAGGAAAUGGGAGAAAAUUGUCACAGAAAAUGGAUCAUAUGAGUUGGAUUUAUGGCCAAAUCUUGAAAUUUUGACUUCAAAUGCACUUUCAAAAGCUGCAUUUGGAUCAAAUUAUGAAGAAGGUAAAAAAAUAUUUGAUCUUCAAAUGGAACUCAGUGAGCUAGUUAUGAAAUCAUUUCCCCUUCCAGGAGCAAGUCUUUUACCGACUAAAACAAAUCGAAGGGUGAAGGAGAUUGCUAAACAAGUGAGAAGUUCAAUCCAAGGUAUUAUUACUAAAAGGUUGAAGGCAAUGGAGCGAGAAAAUGCUGGAAUUAGUUACGAUGAUUUACUUGGAGUAUUAUUAGAAUCGAAUUUGAGGCAAAUUAAAGAAGGUGUAAACAAGAAUUUGGGGAUGAGUAUGGAGGAAGUUAUUGAAGAAUGUGAGUUUUUUUAUUUUGCUGGGCAUGAAUCUACCUCAGUUCUGAUAAUGUGGGCAAUAAUUUUAUUGUCUAAGCAUUUGGACUGGCAAGAACAUGCUAGACAAGAGAUUUUACAAGUUCUUGGUGACAAAAAACCAGACUUUGAUGAUUUAUCACGAUUAAAAAUUGUCAAUAUGAUUCUUCUUGAGACUCUUAGGCUAUAUCCACCAGGAGUCAUGUUUGCAAGAGUCCUUGGAGAAACAACAAAAUUGGGAAAUAUAACUUUACCUUGUGGAGUUCAAGUCAAUAUACCUACACUUUUCGUUCAUCGUGACCAAGAAAUAUGGGGAAAUAACGCAAAUGAAUUCAACCCAGAAAGAUUUAGUGAAGGUGUUGCAAGUUCAACAAAUGGAAAAUUUGGUUAUUUCCCAUUUGGAUUUGGUCCUCGAGUUUGCAUUGGACAAAACUUUGCUAUGUUAGAAGCUAAAAUCGCGCUUGCCAUGUUUUUACAACAUUUUACAUUUGACAUUUCUCCAUCUUAUGUACAUGCUCCUUAUCUUGUGGUGACACUCCAAGCUCAGUAUGGAGCACAAGUAAUACUACGUAAAGUUGUAAAGUCUGCAUAA